This is a messenger RNA of Sclerotinia trifoliorum, 2187 nucleotides long. The record is from the annotation of a GenBank genome assembly. NCBI's taxonomy places the organism in Eukaryota, Fungi, Ascomycota, Leotiomycetes, Helotiales, Sclerotiniaceae.
AUAAUUACCUACUUAGGUAUACCUUUCUCUAGUGAUAUUGUCCGGCUGCGGCUUCUCUUUUCUCCACGAAAAUCCCAUGUGAGUUGCCCCUCUCUAAACCACUCUUGGACUAGCCCCUUGCCGAUAAGCCCACCUUCCCGAUAAGCAUGCGACCCAACCAAAUUUUCUUCAAGAUAUUUUUCUCAAGACUCAUAUUCUUCUUUCAUUUCAGCCUUCACUCCUCACUCCUCGUUCCUUGUAUCUUCCCAUAUCUCCUAAAAUCACUUCAAAAUGUCUUCUACACAAAUUCCCGCUGAGAUCGAACCUCACAGGGUUUACGAUACGAUCCUUACUUUGGAUUUUGGUUCCCAAUACACUCAUCUUAUCACUAGACGUUUGCGCGAACUCAAUGUCUACUCAGAAAUGCUUCCAUGUACCCAGAAGCUUGCAGAUCUUGACUGGAAGCCAAAAGGUAUCAUUCUGUCCGGAGGUCCAUACUCAGUAUAUGAAGAUGGUGCACCACACGUCGACCCCGCUUACUUCGAGCUUGGAGUUCCCAUUCUCGGUAUAUGCUAUGGCAUGCAAGAGAUUGCCUAUAGAAUUAGCAAAGACAACGUUAUCGCUGGCACAGCUCGUGAAUACGGACAUGCUGACUUGAAGGCAAAGAAAGUUGAUAAUGGACAUGUUGAUCGUUUAUUUGCAGGAUUGGAGGGUGAUGUUAAAGUAUGGAUGAGUCAUGGUGAUAAAUUGGGCGCAUUGCCAGACGGAUUUCAUACUAUUGCUACAACUCAGAACUCGGAGUAUGCAGCAAUUGCACACGAGAGCCAACACAUCUAUGGUAUGGAAAUUUAGAAUCAUCCAUUUGGACUAUCUUUCCUCCAUGAAAAUAGAACUAAUUAAAUUGUAGCUCUUCAAUUCCACCCCGAGGUCACUCACACAGAAAAUGGAAUUCAACUUCUCAAGAACUUCGCCGUCGGUAUCUGCGGAGCUCAAACGAACUGGACUAUGGCCAAAUUCGUGGAUCAAGAGAUCGCUAGAAUCCGCACAUUAGUUGGAGAGAAGGGUCAAGUCUUGGGUGCUGUCAGUGGAGGUGUCGAUUCAACCGUUGCUGCUAAAUUAAUGCAUGAGGCAAUCGGAGACCGGUUCCAUGCCGUUCUUGUCAACAAUGGUGUCAUGAGAUUGAACGAAUGCGAACAAGUACGAAAAACAUUAACAGAAAAUCUUGGUAUCAACUUGAUUGUGGCAGAUGCAUCUGAACAAUUUCUCGACGGCUUAGCCGGACUCGAUGAACCAGAAGCAAAGAGAAAAUUCAUCGGAGGAAAGUUCAUCGAUGUUUUCGAAGCUGAGGCCAAAAAGAUUGAAGACGCAGCCGCCAACUCAGACAAAGCAGGCAAGAUCGAAUUCUUCUUGCAAGGAACAUUAUACCCUGACGUCAUAGAAAGUAUAUCUUUCAAGGGCCCUUCCGCAACUAUUAAAACCCAUCACAAUGUCGGUGGUCUUCCUAAGCGUAUGACAGAAGGUCAAGGGCUAAAACUUAUCGAACCCUUGAGAGAAUUGUUCAAGGAUGAGGUUAGACAAUUGGGACGAGAGUUGGGCAUUGCUCAUGAACUUGUUAUGCGUCAUCCUUUCCCAGGUCCAGGUAUUGCUAUUCGCGUCUUGGGAGAAGUUACCCGGGAGCGUGUCGAGAUGGCUAGACAAGCCGACCAUAUCUUUAUUUCCAUGAUCAGAGAGGCUGGCCUCUACGACAACAUUGGGCAAGCAUUUGCGGCUGUUGAUCCAAGCAGGGCGGUAGGUGUUAUGGGUGACAAGAGAAUGUAUGGAAACAUUAUUAUUUUGAGAGCAGUUCAGACAACUGAUUUCAUGACCGCCAUCGCAUAUCCUUUUGAGAAUGCUUUCUUGUCUAAGGUUUCUACAAGAAUCAUCAACGAAGUUCAUGGCGUUUGCAGAGUAGUAUACGACUACACAAGCAAGCCUCCCGGAACCAUUGAGUUGGAGUAAAUAUUGAGUUUUGUGUUUAGGCGUUACCUUGGUACAUGAAUACCUUUAGAAUUAUAGAUAGUCCAGAUCAAUACAGAGAAUGACAAAAAGGAAAAAGUUAUAGAAUGAAGCACUGAGUCUCAUGUGCACUUAUAGGUGAACAUGACCGAGCGAUGCCGCGAUGCUGAACAUGGAUGGUAAAGAUAUAUUCUGAAGUGGGAGGUCUUAGAU